AUGCAGCCAGAAGACUUCCAAAGAAAUUAUUCACCUAGACAAAAUGGACGGGUGUACCUGCUGUAUGAAAUCAGGUGGAGAAGCGGUUCCAUCUGGAGGAACUGGUGCUCAAACAAUCCUGAACAACAUGCUGAAGUCAACUUCCUGGAAAAUCAUUUCAAUGACAGGCCACAAACUCCUUGCUCCAUCACCUGGUUCCUUUCAGCUAGUCCCUGUGGAAACUGCUGCAGAAGGAUUCUGGAGUUCCUGAGGUCACACCCUAACGUAACCUUGGUAAUUUGUGCAGCCAAGCUGUUCAGGCACCUCGAUAUCCGGAACCGACGAGGCCUCCGCAGCCUGAUGAUGAAUGGAGUCGCUAUACGUAUCAUGAACCUUGAAGAUUACAGGUACUGCUGGAGAAAUUUUGUUGCACACCAACCUGGACAAGAUGAUUAUUGGCCCCAGAACGUCACUUUAUACUUCAUUUUGAAUAGCAUAGAACUCUUACAUAUCUUUUUGGAGCUUCCUCCGUUUCUGGCAAACUGAAUGCUAACAAGCCUCACCACCAUGCUUUCAAGCUCAGUUUGUGCAUCAAUACAAGACCAGAAAAGCCAGUUGCUGGCAGUCUUUUCUUCUGCAGCCUUGCUAACUUUCUUGCUGCCACCAGAGCAGCAAGAAAGUUAGCUUAUCACUGUCUCUU
Messenger RNA from Zonotrichia leucophrys gambelii, 679 nucleotides. Its product is annotated as C->U-editing enzyme APOBEC-1-like. The coding region runs from base 1 to 525 and encodes 174 amino acids. Gene Ontology annotation, cellular component: nucleus; cytoplasm. NCBI's taxonomy places the organism in Eukaryota, Metazoa, Chordata, Aves, Passeriformes, Passerellidae. The transcript is spliced from 3 exons. Gene Ontology annotation, biological process: cytidine to uridine editing. The record is from RefSeq and is a predicted model, not a curated record. Gene Ontology annotation, molecular function: cytidine deaminase activity; zinc ion binding; RNA binding.